CCAAUGCUAAGGGAAGUUGAAGAAAAUAACAAUGGUAAAUUGUUCUAAAUAACAUGAAGGCAAGGACUAAAAGACAUACAACUAUAUCGUGUUGCUAUUGGAAAGAUUCCAUUACACAGAGAUGCAAAGGGAAAACCACAGUCAUUUGCCUCUGCAUUCAUCUCCCUGGUGCAAGUGGGCAUUGUUCUGUACCCCAUGGCGGGAUUAGAAAUACUGCCAGGGAACAAGUACACAAAGUUGUUAAGGAAACCAGAAUGCAUCAGCUCAGAGUUAUUUACAGAGAACUUUCAGGAUUAUCACAUUCAAUAAAAUCAACUCUGUUUAAACAUGCUUCACUGCUUGCCAGUACAUCCCAAUCACGUAUCUAUUUUGAAGGGUCUUUCAAUCAGCUGCACUUGAGUAAAAAUUCAAGAGUCAGUGAAUGAUGGUCACAUCACAAAAGUGUAAUUUAUGUGUGGCAUUUCUGUAUUACAUGUUUGAUCUUGUUCACACUUGCCCCAACCAUUGUCAAGUUCGUUGGCCUCUGUAAUAUUGGAACAAGGUGGCUGUUGACUGCCAUUGAUAGAGAGACAUUUCCUCCAAUGCAGCUGUUGUCUGUGUUACCCAAUACUGAUACAGCAGGACUUGUCUCUUCACAUUCUCUCCACUCAGCUUUCAAGCUAGAUAGUAACACUGCCUCUGGCCAUCGUUUUUGUCCUUAAUUGUGAAUUGGAAUUUUUCCAGCUAUCCAAUUCUUUGAAAAAAGUUGCAGGGUUGUUUGUUUGUUGAGAGAAUGAGGAUUUUCAUAGCCUUUGAGGGAUCUUUUGAACCAUUUGAUGUUUCAGCAGAUGAAACUGUGGAGGCUGUCAAGCUGAUGAUAAAGGAUUAUUUCCACAUUCCUCUCUCUGAAGAUGAACAAGGCAGGCGGUAUCUGGAGCUGAUGUAUGCUGGAGCAGCCCUAAAGGACAGCUGGAGUCUUGCGGAUGUUGGAAUAUCUUUUUGUUCAACUCUCAAAUGCUUUGUUAAGGAAGAAGAUAAGCCAACUCUCUAUGUGUUCAAUGCUGUGACCCAAGAGACAAUGCCAAUGAUGGAGAACAUCUCCCUUCUUAGUAAAAAAGUGUCUGAUCUGAGAACACUGGUAGCUCUGAGAUGUGGCUUUCCCGUGAGUGUCUUCUGUCUCCGGACCCCAAACGGAAUGGAGAUGUAUGACUGCAACACCCUCAGGGACUACCAAACAGACAUCGGCACAACACUUCGUUUGGACGUCUGGGAUGGAUGGAAGGAAUUUCUGAUGGGUUGUCUUCUGGGACAAAAACUUAAAGUCCAACGCUAUUUAUCAAAUGAAGGACGAGUACUCAAGUAUCAGAAAAAGGUAGCUCUGUUCAUCGCUGCCUUCUAUGGGUACAUCGAGCUCACUGAAUGGGCCCUGAAGCAGGGCGUGCGGCCCGAUGAGGCUGUCGGUGUUCACCCCUAUCGAGCAUGGUGCCAUGAAGCCCUUCAUGCAGAUGUCUCUAAAUGCCCCAUUCAUGCAGCUGCAGAAGCGGGCCAACUGUUGAUUCUGAAGGCCUUUGUCAACUGCAGCGUGCUGUGCCUGGAAUGUAAAAACGCAGCGGGGCAAAUCCCCCUGACCAUCGCAUUUAAACACAAGCAUAAAGACUGUGUGUUGUAUUUAUUGAGCAAAAUGUGGUCCACGGUUUCUUUUCCGAAAAUAUCAGUUCCCAUGAGGAUUUAUAUUAAAAUAAAACAAUGGGUCCUCAAAUCUCAGAGUCACAACCUUAAUAAAAGCCAGCUUUGCGGCGCAAGGGUCCUUGGGGCAAAAGUUGGAGACACUGUGAUGGUGGAUGGUUUCACCACACCACAAAUGACCUCCAAGGGCUGGCAUAAGGCUCAGAACAAGGACUCACAAAGCACUGUGAGUAAGCUACCACCUCUCAAGGAAGAAACUGCAAGCAAGAAACCUAUCAAUCCUUUGGCAAUUUCACAGCAGAUCACAAGACGACAAACCUUGAAAUUACCUCCACCGGUAGAUGCAAAUACGUUCUUUAAAUUACAAAGACAGCAACAACAAAAUCAGAAAAAAAUUACUGCUGCAGCUAAGAAAAAAGAAAAGUUCAUAAAAAAUACAUAUCUCCCUCAAGUCCCCCUCCCUCCAGUUUCAAGAGUGGGCUAUUCACACCCAUCUUUUUACUAUGCAACACCCAGUGCUGACUUUUUACUCAAAUCGUCCUUUGCGUGCUUCUCAGAGCACAGUGGUAAGACUCCAAGGGAGAACGCCAUCUACUGCUUAGCCGUGGCCAGUGCCUUUAAAGAGAAACGAUGGCUUCAGCAGUUAGGAAUAGCAAGAGUUCUAGCCAAAAAGAGCAUUUCUAACCUGACCACACAAGGAGGCCUGACAGCAUGUGAAAAUCUUCCAGAAAUUGUGCUUUGAAGAGUCAUGACAACCUCAGUUUGGGCAAAGACCUGAUCAAACAGAACCUUCAGUUCUAAUGUUAACAUUUCAAGUAAUUAAUGCUAUAAGUUCUAAUAAUAGUUCUAAUGCUACACAACUAUCAACAGGAUAUUUAAUAUCUAACACCAGGUUUUCUUGAAUUCCAUCACUGGCAGUGAACAUUCCAGGCAUGUGUUUUGCAUAGUUUGAGAAAAGAAUCUAUAAGCAAUGGAAGGUAGUAGUCGCCUUACAGAGUAGGGAAACUGGAAGGAUGGGAACAAAGAAUGGGGGUGAGAACUUUUACAGUUUCUCUUUUUUUGUUUUCCUGGGUUUAUUUUUAAUGCUUUCUUUUUUUUUUAAACCAUAUUAAUGUAGAACAUAAUAAAAAUAAAUUCAUUUUAAAAGUAGGACGGUUACAAACAUCCUCCUACAAAAGUCAAGUUCUGGUCUUAGAUAUCUUUUGAACUUCUGCUAAAACAUUGCUUUCCAUUAAUUUUUUUAAAUUGAUACACACAGUGAAUUGCACAAA
Messenger RNA from Acinonyx jubatus (cheetah), 2936 nucleotides. RefSeq names its product ankyrin repeat and ubiquitin domain containing 1 (gene ANKUB1). Lineage: Eukaryota; Metazoa; Chordata; Mammalia; Carnivora; Felidae. The record is from RefSeq and is a predicted model, not a curated record. Gene Ontology annotation, molecular function: protein binding. The coding region runs from base 773 to 2407 and encodes 544 amino acids. The transcript has 6 exons.